Rhagoletis pomonella (apple maggot) is the source of this 2995-nucleotide messenger RNA. RefSeq names its product polyglutamine-repeat protein pqn-41-like. Lineage: Eukaryota; Metazoa; Arthropoda; Insecta; Diptera; Tephritidae. The record is from RefSeq and is a predicted model, not a curated record. The annotation marks the transcript as partial. The transcript is spliced from 3 exons.
UUUUAUAUUUAUUUUCUUAACAAACGACAUUCUAUCACUGCUUCAACCUAUCUGGGCGUUAUUAACGGAUUCUUAUGUAUAUUUGUAGAUGCUGGCACAUAUAUGGAUACAUCGAACCCCUUGGCCCCACCAAUGGGCGGAGCUGGUGGCGCAGUACUUUGGCCAGCGCCAGAAACCAAACAUGAAAUCGAUUCAGGUAUGAUGCCGCCACCAAUCACUACACAAAUGCCGAUGGGCGUGCGACGCCCUUCAUUGCCCACAGCCACACCCAUGCUGACAGAUCAACAGUUGGCCCAUCUAAAUGUUGCCGAAACACUCAAGACUGAGCUGAUCGACGAAACGUCGCAAAGUUCUUUGGCUGAGUCGAUACAGCCGACAGAUGCCGUUAUGGCCAAUUGUGGCGCACCCAUCAGUCCCACAGCUGCCAUGCAGUUUCACUCACACUAUGACCGCAAAACUAGCAUGGACACAAUGAUGUAUGAUUCGAACAGCAUGCCGGCCUUUCCAGUACCGCCGCCACCUUCCGUAGCAGCUGCUGUUGAGUUGGCCGUCAAGACGGAAAUCGCUAAAGUUGUGGCACAGCAACAGCAGGCAGUCGCAGUGGACAAAUUCAUCACCGAUUUGACCAAAUCCACUGCAGUGGCAGACGACCCGAAUGUGGCCGCCGUGGUUGCUGCAGCGGCUGCGGAGGAGUCGCUUUUCGGUGGCGUUGGUGGUGUUAAUAGCGCCGUUGGUCCGGCCAUUGAUCAUCCGUUCGGUGACAUUAUGCAGCAGGCAAAUGCACAGCAACAGCCUCCUGUACUCGAACGCAGCUUAUCCAUAUCGAGCAACUCCUCCUCUCACUCCAACAGCUCGAGCGGUUCUUCGCCACACAACAGCUUGACAGCUACACUUUCGGUAUCGCCGAAUAAUUCGCUGAAUGGUCAUAAUUCUCCCAUCACCCAGGAUAUUAUAUUGAACUCGGAACCCGCCGCUGUGCUGAAUGCUAUGCCAAUGCAACAACUCUUGCCCGCUCCACUGGGUGGCAACAGCGCUGCAGCCGUUUCAGCCAACGCAGUGGUCGAAGCUGCCGUUGCCGUUCCAGGUGGAACGACCACUGGCGCAGCAGUCGCCGAUCCCAAUAGUAUCUCCACUGAAAUGAUCAUGAAUCCCGCAGUUUCACCGUCCACUAUUUUGUGUUCAGCUAAUGGUGCUGCCACUGCGGUGGUGCCGAAUAUCAUGGCGCCACACCAAGUCACCAUGGCCAAUUCGAUUUUGAAUGACAUUGCAAUGCAGCCGCAGCCAACUCAACAAGAUGCUGCCGUGGCAGCGCUUGCGCUCAGCAAUAUUAUAAUGAGUCCGCCGAAUACGGCUGCUGCGGUGGUUGAUAAUGUUGCCAAUGCGGAACAGGCAGCUGAACAACCUGUGACUGUGGCAACAUCCACUGCUGUCAGUAAUAUGAUUAUUAAAGCUGCGGCCGAUUUAAUAUCUAAUCAGGAGCAACAACAACAUCAUCAGCAGCAACAACAACAUCACCAGCAGCAACAACAACACCAACACCGACAGCAGCAACAUCGCCUUCAGCAACAGCAUCAGCAGCAGCAGCAGCAACUUCAUCAUCAACAACAACAACAGCAGCAGCAACAGUCACCGCAAGCAUUGAUGAAUGGCGCGGCAGCAGCAGCUGCAGCAGCAGCGGCGGCGGCAGCAGCAGCAGCAGCAGCCUCAAAUGCCAAUACAAGUCCCUUAGUUAACUUGCUUUUAAACCACCCAGACGUGUCGCCAUCUGCAGCAGUCGCGGCAGCAGCAGCGGUCAAUGAAGUUCAGUCACAAUUCUCUUUGGGCAUUCCUCCCACAACGCCACAGGAAUCUCUCAUCGUCGCAUUGGCCACGGAAAAUUCUAUGCAAAAAUCAGUAGCAGCCGCUGCCGUGACUACAAAUGGUGCCAUCGUUACUCAACAAACAUCAGCUGCGGCGGCAGGCAUUCAUCCUGGCGCUGCGGUCGGACCUGUACCUCUUCAACCGCCUAUUCCGCAAGAAUUGACCACUAUGUCAGAUCAAGACUUGAUUAGCUACAUUAAUCCAAGCACAUUUGACCAAAUCUAAAAGCACGAGCGAAACCGAUUUCGAAAGGGUAAACAACGAAUAGAGCACAUUUUUGUGUAAUGCUAAAAGCAUUCAGAGGCAUUGAUUUAAGGCAACGAAUGUUUCACGACCACAGCGCUGACUCUAUUGGCUAGCGUAAUGAUCGACGAUUGCCUGCCUGCUUGCUAUUGAUGCGAAUUGAAGAAGAAGAAAAAACUACAAAUCAAAAAAUUAAAAAAUAUACAUAUACAUUGAGCGGCUGGUGAGAUGUGAAAUUGUCAUGGCAGCUGCAAGCAAACCUAGAACACACAAAAAACGAGCAAUUAACUAUUUUUUAACAAUAUGAAUAACGCACAUCGUAAAUACGUACUUAUGUACAUAUGUAUGUAUAUACGUAAAUGCAGUUAUACAUAUGUAUGCAUAUUUUAAAAUACCCCAAUAUAUUUGAUGUGUCUAUGUGAAACUGCCGCCUACUUGUAGGCGGUAGCGAAAAGCUUCGGUGUUAACUCAACUAUGUACGUGUUUGAAUGUCCAAUGGAAACUUCUUGGUGUUCGAUAAUUAAAAUUUUUUUUUGUGUUUUUGAUUAAUUUAAAGCUAUGCAUAUGUUUCCUUAAUUGGUUAUUGUUAUAAUGUGGCUGCAAUGCAACAUACAAAUAAGCAAAAAACAUAUGUACAUACAUACAUUCUGCACUUGAAUGUUGCAUGCAUACGUCAUUAAUCAGUUUUUACUCCAAAAUGUACAAAUAAAGAGAUAAUUGUUUUUGUUAUCAAAAAAAACAAAAAAACAUUAAAUACAAUUACAUAUUGUAUUGCUCCAUUGCACAAACAGGUCGAUCACAAGGGCUCUGAAUGAAGAAGGAGCAACAAUAAGAAAAGUCAAAUUAUCUCCGAAUAAAUAAAAUCAAAAACAAAUAUACUUAUUACUGCCAU